GCCCCUGCCCAGCGAGCCCCCCCCCCGGCAGCCUCGGCAGCAGCUGCGGUGCCGGUGGCCGCACUCGGCCAUAUGGCCACGGCGGGCGGCCGGUAAAAAUAGCCAAGGCGGCUGCACCCCGCGCCGGCCGGCAAGGGCGUCCCAAGGGCGGCGAGCCCAGCUCCUGGCCGGGGCCGCAUCUCGGGGGGGCCACGCGCCGGAGUCGGGGGUGACGCCUCCCUGUGCCCCCGCAGCGAGCGCGGGGCAAGAUGCCGGAGCAGAGCAACGACUACCGCGUGGUGGUGUUCGGAGCCGGCGGCGUGGGCAAGAGCUCGCUGGUGCUGCGCUUCGUCAAGGGGACCUUCCGUGACACCUACAUCCCCACCAUCGAGGACACCUACCGGCAGGUGAUCAGCUGCGACAAGAGCGUGUGCACCCUGCAGAUCACCGACACCACCGGCAGCCACCAGUUCCCGGCCAUGCAGCGCCUGUCCAUCUCCAAGGGCCAUGCCUUCAUCCUGGUCUUCUCGGUCACCAGCAAGCAGUCGCUGGAGGAGCUGAAGCCCAUCUACCAGCAGAUCGUGCAGAUCAAGGGCAGCGUGGAGAGCAUCCCCAUCAUGCUGGUGGGCAACAAGUGCGACGAGACGCAGCGCGAGGUGGAGAGCAGGGAGGGGGAGGCCAUGGCCAAGGAGUGGAAAUGCGCCUUCAUGGAGACCUCGGCCAAGAUGAACUACAACGUCAAGGAGCUCUUCCAGGAGCUGCUGAACCUGGAGAAGAGGAGGAACGUCAGCCUCACCAUCGACGGGAAGCGCUCCAGCAAGCAGAAGAGGACAGACAAAAUCAAGGGGAAGUGCAGCAUCAUGUAGAGCCCCGGACUGGCCCCGCGCCCCCCCUCCGGACCACACCCCCCCCGCACUCAGCACAACCGGUGCCACCGGGCCCGGCCCCCGUCGGUCCUCGCGGGAGGGAAGGACGGUGUCGCAUGGGGAUGGCCGUGUCACCCUUUGGGGACAGUCACGCGCGUCCCGGGCCCCCCCGCGCCCCCGUCCCCACGCCAUAGCGCUCUGCUCCUGCGGGCAGAGCCCCGGGGCGGGGGCAGCUCCUGCGCGGUGCCCGUGUCCCCCUGACCGCUGUCCCCCGGCCCCCUGCCCCAUCCUGGUGCCAUGACCCCCCCAAAACCCCCAGCUCCGUCCUGGU
Molecule: messenger RNA, 1176 nt
Organism: Onychostruthus taczanowskii (white-rumped snowfinch)
Lineage: Eukaryota; Metazoa; Chordata; Aves; Passeriformes; Passeridae
Gene: DIRAS1
Product: DIRAS family GTPase 1
Exons: 1
Coding region: 249-845 (198 amino acids)
Biological process (GO): signal transduction
Cellular component (GO): plasma membrane
Molecular function (GO): GDP binding; GTP binding; GTPase activity
Source: RefSeq, a predicted model, not a curated record